Messenger RNA from Paramormyrops kingsleyae, 2018 nucleotides. It is a transcript of the gene cited2, whose product is annotated as Cbp/p300-interacting transactivator, with Glu/Asp-rich carboxy-terminal domain, 2. Gene Ontology annotation, molecular function: transcription coactivator activity. Gene Ontology annotation, cellular component: nucleus. The record is from RefSeq and is a predicted model, not a curated record. Gene Ontology annotation, biological process: regulation of DNA-templated transcription. NCBI's taxonomy places the organism in Eukaryota, Metazoa, Chordata, Actinopteri, Osteoglossiformes, Mormyridae.
GCGCCUUGAGCACUUUUAUAUGUUCGCACAGUGUGCGGAGGCUCUAAGCAUCGGCGGUCUAUGCAAGUGGCGAUUCUGGACUGCAGAUUACAUUUAGUUGCUGGACUUUUUCACGGAGCUGACAGCGAUACUUUACUACCAGGAGAUCUAGCCAAGGAGACAGGGGGGAAUGGCAGACCGCAUGAUGGCUAUGAACCAUGGACGAUUCCCCGAAGCUGUUAAUGGUCUUCAUCACCACCAACAAGCGCGUCGGAUGGGAAUGGGCCAGUUUUCAAACCCGCAUCACCAUCAGCAGCAGCAGCAACAGCAGCAGCAGCAGCAUGGCUACAGUGGGUUAAUGGGCGAUCAUUUGCACUACGGAGGGGGGAAUGUAAACUCAAACCACGGGAUCCGGCAUCCUAUAGGCUCUGGGAAUGUAAACGGAGGACAUGCGAGCGCCACGAUGCCCCAAGCCGCCCGCUACGGCUCCCACUACGUGGGUAGCGGUCAAGGACAACUGCCGGCCAGCAUGCAGCUGCAGAAGCUGAACACGCCGUAUUACAGCCACCUCACGCAACCCUCUCAUCACCAUUACAUGCCCGAUCUGCAUCCUGCAAGCCAUCAGAUUAACGGGCACGGACAGCAAUUCAGAGACAACAACCCGAAACUCAGCAGCCUGCCCACGCCGGCGCAUCAUGUGCCCGCAGCAAUACUGCCCCCCAACGUCAUCGACACGGAUUUUCUGGACGAGGAGGUCUUGAUGUCUUUGGUCAUAGAAAUGGGACUGGACCGCAUCAAGGAGCUACCGGAACUAUGGUUGGGACAAAACGAGUUUGAUUUCAUGACAGACUUCGUGUGCAAACAACAGCCGAGCCGAGUCAGCUGCUGAUCCCACCAAGAGGACUGGUAUUUUUAAUUUGCUCAUAUGACUUUAAAAACAUUCCCCCCUUUUUAUCCGGUAGCUAUGAUUCAAUCACUUUCAUAAAACAUAUUCAGCGCGGAGAAGGAAGAUAUCUACCACCUAUUCAUGAUUAUUUUAUCCCUCUAAGAUUUAGAGGUGCUUCUUGUAAAUCGUAUGCGACAUGGAGAGAGAUUGGUAUGACAUAUAGAAGUGUACGCCAUCGCAAGGACUUUUUCCCUGUUUUUUGUUCAGAGUAAAUGGUUUCUUAGUCCAUGCUAUGCAUCAUGGCUUGAUUACGCGAAACUUUGGAGAAUUAAGUUGGUUUUGCGGUCCUUGAAAUUCGUUAAGGAAAAAAAAGCACAAUUGAAUUGUGUAACAUACCCUGCUAACGGUACAACUGCUGUGCUCCGUCAAAUAUUUAUUUUACUGCAUCGUUUAAACAUUUUUGGAUUAGAGAUGUUAAAUUAAUAUAAAUUAAAACAUUAUUCGAAAUUUUGUAAGUGGUUAUUAAACAUGCUUGUAGGCAAGUACUGUGUAAUUGUUCCAGACAAUAAUAUACUGUACAAUUUAGUGGCCAUAUACUUACCCGAUAUCUGUGCUGUUAAAUGAUUUGUCUGAUUACCAAGGAAGAAAACUCCUUAAGAUGUGUCGGCAUGUUUUCAUUUUGUCCUCCUGCUGAAAUGUUUAUGAUGUUUAGAGUUACUCAUGUCAGUGAAACGAGUCUUGAGGUUAUUUCGGAAAUGUGUCGAGAUUAACUUUUUUUUAAGGGAAUCACAUUUGCAGACGUUUAGGGAGGGGAGAGUAGAAUGUGUUUAGAUCUCGCUUUAUCAGGGGGAAUGGCUAUGGGCGGGGCCACUCCUUCCUGAUCCUCCCCUGGCGAUUUUAUGUACAGACAAUAAAAUGGCAUGGGACAUCUACUACUCAUAAAAGCCAAAAUCCGCAGAAGUUUCUUCCUUUUUGGUUUUCAGAUUUUACACCACUGUGCUUCUUUAGUUUAUGCGAUACAUGGCAAUACUACUGUGCUGAGGCUUUCUAGGAAAGUUUGACAGUAUUUUUGUACAUUUUUAGAAGAAAAUAUUUAAUUUAUUAUAUUUUAAUUUGCAAACAUUAAUAAAGGCUGCUGAAAUGCGUCACAGAU